AUGACCAGACCCCAGGAAGACCCCUUGAAAGAUUCCAGGAAGACUCAGAGGAGGGCCCUAGAAGGAUCCCCAGGAAGACCCAAGGAAGACCCCAGAGAAACCCUGAAAAAAAAAACAAAGGAAACACCUCCAGGAAGACGGCCAGGAAGACCCCAGGAAGGACCCAAGAAAAAAACAGGAAGACCCACCAGGAAGAACCCCAGGAAGACCCAGCAAGACCCCAGGAAAGACCCAAGGAAAUACCCAAGGAAAGACUCCAGAAAGACCCACAGAAAGACUAGUAGGACCCCAGGAAGAUCCCAGAGAGCUCCACCAGGAAGACCCCAGGAAGACCCCCAGGAAGACCCCCCCCCCCAGAAAGACCCAAAGAAGACCCCAGGAAGAUCAAGGAAGACCCCAGAAACCUCCACCAGAAAGAACCCAAAGAAGACCCAAGAAAGGCAGCCAGGAAGACCCCAGGAAUACCCCAAGGACACAGAAACACCCCAGCUAGGACCCAGCGAAAUCCCACAAGACCCAACAAACCCAACCUAG
Molecule: messenger RNA, 534 nt
Organism: Scylla paramamosain (green mud crab)
Lineage: Eukaryota; Metazoa; Arthropoda; Malacostraca; Decapoda; Portunidae
Exons: 2
Coding region: 1-534 (177 amino acids)
Source: RefSeq, a predicted model, not a curated record